CAGCACACGAGCGAAAUUUGCACCAAAACGCACUCGUCCAAGCGAACCGCGCAUCGCCCAUGCUUGUCCUUUGGCUUGCAGCCGUUCUGGCUGCUGUCUUGGAGACUGCAGCGCAGACGACGUCACCCUCUGUCUUUGAGGCGCGGCGCCUAAACAAGUGCCUCGACGCCGAUUGGGUCGCUGCAACAGCCAAGCGGCUCAACCUCGACCCCGAUGCUCUCGAUGGCCAGCGCCGCCGAGCGAACCCUUUGUUGCGCCAGGGACUUCGGGAGCCCCGCUUCACGCUCAACGACCCUCGGCAGCACUCUCCAGGUGCGUUUCAGCCGGGUUGCUUCAAGUCGCGUCAAUCUAUCCACGGCAUUGGCGAGCGCGUAUUUCCCAACGGCUCGGUCGCCUCGACGGGCUCCUGGAACGGAUCCUUUGUUCUCGAGUACAAUACGUGGCAGUCCCAGACGCUAACGGCGUCGAUCAUUUCCAUCUUGGUCUCGGAAGUGGUUGGAUACCCCGUGUCGUUCUUCAAAACGAGCGGCGGCCUCGGCGUCACGGAGCGCAUGUCGUCUGUCGGCGCGGGCGUGUGCACCCCGUCACACGUCAGUCCCGAAGUUUGGACGAGCUCCAAGAUGGCCCUUUUGAACGUAUACGCCAACGAAACGAGCUCGUCUUCGAUUGGCUACAACGGCCAAUCAGGACUCUACACACUCAAAGCCAACGUCGAAGAAGCGCUCAAGGGACCCACGUCCACCGUCGGGACCUUUAGCCGCAUUUACUCUGCCGACUGGUGGCGGGACUACGCCUUGGGCUCAGAUUUGAUCAACUUUUAUUCGAUGGCCAACUUUGAUCUGAGCCAAGUGGGGCAAAAGAGCGCGUGCCCAGACGGGACGUAUGGGUGCCUCAAUGGCUGCUCGCAGACCGCAGCUUGCACCGCCGCACUCGCCCAGGGCAAGACGUGUAUGCUGGUAGCUGGUCAGUACGGCACGGACGACCAGGGAUAUCUUCAGUCAGCUAUCGGCAACAACAACAUCCCCGCGCGCUUUUGCUACUCUGGCUACGCGCCAACGGGCAGCCUCGUAACGAGCACGAUGGCCAGCGGCGGCGCUAUCACCUUCUACCACUACGAGCCCGACAUUUUUCAUUUUGCCAACCCCGACAAGUUUGUGCGCAUCUCACUGCCGCGGCCAAAGCCCGAAAUGGUCGCGCUCGCCACGGGUCAAUUCGGCUCAAAUGGAUUCGGGCUGCCAUCGCCGGACCCGGUCAGCGUCGACUUUCCCGAGCAAGCGCUCAUGAAGUACUACUCCAACUACCUCUUGGAUUCGACCAACUUGAACAACUUUUUGCGCAAGUUUCAGCUCACCAAGCUAGACAUCAACAAUUUGCUACUGGCAUAUGCCAGCAACGCGUCCAACGCCGCCCUUCCAGACGUCGAAUAUGCUGUCGCGUGCGAUUGGGUCAAGAAGAACUAUGCAAAAUGGUAUCUCUGGGUCGAUCGCCUCCCACUGUGCACGAUGGGCACCAACGUGCGCUACAGCUUCUCCAACUGCAACAGCUCGUCGCAACCCCGGGCCGUGACCUUUGCGUGGACGACGCCCGACCCCGCCAAUAGCUCGCAACCGUACGACUGCGACGGUGGCUUUGGCACCUUACCGUCACCGUUCUACACAAGCCGGUCGUGCGAGUGGCUCGCCGCCAACACGGCACUCUGGGGGCUCUGGCUCACGUCACCGCCGACGUGCGACUUGUCUUUUUACAACUACUCGGUCUCCGAGUGCACGAGCAGCUCGAUCCGAAACGUCGAGUUCUUCUGGCUGCUCCCGAGCGCGACCAACUACCUCGUGAGCGGCGAAUGCAUCAACGGCGUCUCUCUCCCGUCCAAUACCACCGUCGCCUGCGAUUACGUCCCGACAUUCUCUGGCGUCUACACGGGGAUUGCCACCAUUACCGUGAUUGUGCUCGUGAUUCUUGUUGUCUUCGUCGCGUUGGUGCUCAAGUUUCGAGAAAAGCCCGUCAUCAAACGAUCGCAGUGGCACCUUUUGUUGCUGCUGCUUCUCGGCGGCAUCCUCAUUUGCGCCUACGUCUUGCUUGGCGCCGGUGCGCCGUCCAAUUUUCUCUGCGGCGCGCGGCCGUUUGUGGGCUCGCUCGGGUACACGCUCUGCUUUGGGUCGCUCCUCGUCAAGUCGCUCCGCGUCUACCUCGUGUUUGAAAACAAGGCGAUGAAGAAGCGCGUCGUAUCGGUCUGGCGCAUGUUGAACAUUCUGAGUGCGAUUGUCGGUGUCGACAUUGGUAUCAUUGUUGUGUGGCUGCUUGCCGAGUUUCCCGGACCGUCCACGUUCGCGGCAGCUGCGUCCGAGUUUACGGGCACCGUCGUCCACGUCGAGUGCCACUCGUCGAGCUUCAUCUUUCCCGUGCUCUCGAUCUUCUGGAAGGCGGUCGUGACGUUCGUGGGUCUCUAUGUGUCGUUUUUGAUCCGGCACGUGAGCGGGGACUUUCAAGAGUCGAUUUGGAUCUUCUCAGCGUCGUGCGUCGUGCUCGUGGGCUCGCUUCUCAUGAUGACGAUGGCAUACCUCGUCGCCCUACCGGCCGCCGCAGCGUACGGCUUCUUGUCGGCCAUCACCCUCUUUUGCACGAUCGUCACGAUGACACUCAUGCUCGGACCCAAGUUUACGCGGCUAAACCGCGAAGACUUGACGACCGAUACAACUGGAGCGACCAACGGCACGAAAGCAACAAAAGGGUCCAAGACGUCCAAGACGUCCAUGGUCAACUCGAGCGCAAUUAGCGCGUCUCGUGUCGUGUCGUCAGCUCGUGGCCACGACGUGCAGCCCCACUGAUGUGCGAUUGCACUGCAAAAGGCAAAAUGUAUUUCAAAUAUGCAUUUUUUUACUAGUAAACCCACAUCGAGUUCGUCAUAGCGCGUAGAAUAGCCUGGUAUGCACCGAUAACCCAGCAAACAGGCAAUUUGGUACUAGAGAUAAGGCUCGAUAACAUGAUUGCUAGCUGAACGAAUCCACA
Saprolegnia diclina VS20 is the source of this 3006-nucleotide messenger RNA. RefSeq lists its product as hypothetical. Gene Ontology annotation, biological process: G protein-coupled receptor signaling pathway. Gene Ontology annotation, cellular component: G protein-coupled receptor heterodimeric complex; membrane. Gene Ontology annotation, molecular function: G protein-coupled GABA receptor activity. Lineage: Eukaryota; Oomycota; Saprolegniomycetes; Saprolegniales; Saprolegniaceae. The record is from RefSeq and is a predicted model, not a curated record. The transcript has 10 exons. The coding region runs from base 60 to 2825 and encodes 921 amino acids.